UUCCCGCUAGCUUCUCCUCAUCCUGGUCCUUAUCUGAGAUCUUACUCGAUCGCUCGUCUGAUCUGUCCUAAUCUGAAUUAUCGAUAUUAUUCACCCCGCCUACAUAUUCAGACACCAGAACAAUUCUCUGCGUUUUUUUUCUUGACAGCAUUCUUUGCUACAACUCUUUAGUCCCGCGAACCGUCCAAUCAUGAAGGCGGUUCUUCAGCGCGUCAAAUCCGCCUCGGUCACCGUCGACGACCAGCUGGUUUCCUCGAUCGGUCGAGGAAUAUUGGUCUUGGCAGGUGUGGGGAAGGAAGACACGGAAAAGGAUGCCGAUACGAUGGUCGGGCGCAUAUUGAAGGCCAAACUAUGGCCGGCAGAGGAGGGAGGACAAUGGAAGAAGAACGUGCAGGACAUUGAGGGAGAGGUGCUCUGUGUGUCACAAUUUACACUCUACGGCAAUUUGAAAAAGAACAAGCCCGACUUCCAUGGCGCUGCCGACGUCGAGACCGCUCGCCGACUAUACGACUAUUUCUUCCAGAAGCUGCGAGCAGGCUACAAAGCCGAGCGGGUGCACAACGGCGUGUUUCAGGCCAUGAUGGAUGUCGAACUCCGAAACGAUGGGCCGGUGGGUGUGAAUUACCGCAGUCACGAUGCGGCGGUGACGAUCGAAGUCAACACGCAAUUGCCGAAGAAGGAGAAAACGGAG
Messenger RNA from Aspergillus steynii IBT 23096, 691 nucleotides. Its product is annotated as D-aminoacyl-tRNA deacylase. Gene Ontology annotation, molecular function: D-tyrosyl-tRNA(Tyr) deacylase activity. Gene Ontology annotation, biological process: tRNA metabolic process. The transcript has 6 exons. Gene Ontology annotation, cellular component: cytoplasm. The record is from RefSeq and is a predicted model, not a curated record. NCBI's taxonomy places the organism in Eukaryota, Fungi, Ascomycota, Eurotiomycetes, Eurotiales, Aspergillaceae. The annotation marks the transcript as partial.